Messenger RNA from Macrobrachium nipponense, 1549 nucleotides. RefSeq lists its product as uncharacterized. The record is from RefSeq and is a predicted model, not a curated record. Bases 133 to 1419 code for a protein of 428 amino acids. Lineage: Eukaryota; Metazoa; Arthropoda; Malacostraca; Decapoda; Palaemonidae. The transcript is spliced from 5 exons.
ACGGAACAACGAUGUGACGUCACUCCCAUAAUGCCAUUCUUGAGUUCGGCGUUGCCAUGGCAACCACUGACGCUUUCCCGGCGAAAGUUACAGUGGUGAAAACAUUCGAAGAGGCUUUUUCUUAGAGGAUAAAUGGAUUUAAAGCCGAAAAAUCAUGGGACAGGAGACCAAAAGGAGACGGAAACUUUUUAUACAAGGGUAUAUGACGAUGCCGUCGCCAAAAAAACGCCCGUCGACAAUGCAAUUAUCGAGCAAACCUGUGAAGUCGGUGGUGGUCGAGUGGAGAGCCUCGGUCGAGUCUUCGACAGCGGCGGUGAGGGGGAUCCUGCAGCCUCACACCACGCCGCUUACACGGCCUCUCUGGCCACCAUACACAAGCAGAGGAGGAAAGCUCAUCACAGAUAUGCAACUCUUGUGGCCAACAUUCUCACUCAUGAGCCUGAUCUCCGGGCUCAAGAGGAGAGACGCAGAGAAGGAGCCUUGAUCCAGGAGCGACAGAAACUCGAGUCUGACAUUCUCGAGGAGCGCAUUCAGUACCUCCAAGAGAGGAUCUUCAGCACUCGCAAGGACACAGCUGCCACGAAUGAAAAGGUCACGACGUAUUUGACCUACAAGGAAUACGUUGAGAACAGCGUGCAGACCUUCGGGAAUGAGGCUUCGACUGUCGAGGGCGUCUGUGGGCGUUUUCGGGACCUCCUCACUCUCCGGCUUCAGCUCCUCCUCAAGGUCAAUCACGCCCGUCUGCAGCUGCAGCAGUCACGCCGUCAGCUGCUCAUGUUCGUGCAGAGUGAGAAGGAGCGCGAAGGCCAAGCUCUCUUGGAGCUCUACAGAGCUCGCUCGGCAGGGUGGGCGUCAUCCAGAAGACUAGGAGAGAUGGAAGCCAGGUUAGCAGCUCUCCAGGCCGCUUCCACCCACACUCACACCCACCUGACGAGAGUUCGCCUCGCCCUGGCCAACAUCUACAGCGUGGCUCGCUCGUACCAGCGCUCCUUGCCUCCAUUAGGCUCCAAGGCGCCUUCGUCAGCGGUGCUGGAACGCCUCCACAACUUUCUGCUGGACGCCAUCACCGUGACGACGGCCGCCAGAAACGCCACGCAGCCUGACUCGAUGCGACCUAGCGCUCCUAGUCUGAACAAGUUCGCCAUGAAGGAGGCGCCCCUUUCGAAGCCGCCUGGUACGAAAAAGGACGUAGCGGCGGCGAAGGAUAAGAAAGAUAAGGGCGAGGAAGAUAAGAAAGGCGAUUCGAAGAGUCAGACUAAGAAGGAGAGUAAGAAGGGCUCGGCGGUUAAGAAGAAAGCUGAAGGCGAAGUUGCGAAAUCGGUUCAGAGCGAGACAAAAUUUGAGACGCCACGCAAAGAGAUGUCGAUCAACAAGCCUCAGUUGCUCAAGAAGAAGAAUGUAGAGGAAGAUGCCAAAUGACCGACUCUGGCUGUCAAUUUGUCAAAUUAGUCUAGAGAUGAGAGAAAUGCUGCUCUUAUGAACAUUAUUUCGUUCUCUUUUGAAGGUAAUUCCACGCUCAAAUGCUUCUCUAAGAUGUAAAAUGAAAAUU